UUUCAUCUUACUCUGUACAAUUACAGCACUUUAAUUAGGAACGUAAACUGUACAAUGAGUAAUUAAAUUAUAGAAACACGGUAAUCUUAAGUAAUUAUGCGUAGAAAUAAAUUGAUCAGCACAUAUGUAAUUAAAAAAACGGUGUAUCUAAGAUACAGGUGCAACAGCCCUUCGAAAGAGGCGAUCAAACACGAUAACGACUCAUAAAUCGUACGUCUAGCCCCGAGGACCGUGUCAUCAGCAACGACGAAUGUCGCGAAGUUUUCUCGCGAACGAAGCAAUUAUAUUUUUUAUUAAGGAUAGAGGAGAUUUUUCAGCGACACAACAUUCAAGGUCGUACCAGUUAGGGACGCCAGCAUGAAGAUCGCAUCUUAAUGAGAGCGUGUCGGCCAUCGAGGCGAAAGACCUUCGAUAUCGAUUUUCAAGGACAACCCUUUAAACAACCCUCCCACAAAAUUGCUCUUCAAAUUGCUGCCUCCAGCUGGCCAGUCGGCCACUGUUGGAGAGGUCUUGUCCUUCUGAGUAUGUUUAAAUUUAUAUCAAUACCAUCGUACUGAUUCAAUGUUAUUUUUAUUUUUUAGGGCAAAGGGUAUUCAAAGAUGAAAUUUCAUUACUCGUCUAGCACUUGUACUAGAUCUACGUCCUGUGGUUUUAGCUUCUUCCAAUUCAGAAUUGAUCGUAGUAAUUGGAUUUAUUCAUCAAACAGUAAACCUUUCACCUAUAUCUGACACGCGUAUCACCAAAUGCUUCCAAUCGUUAUCUGUUCGUUCGAUUUUUGCGGUCACGCUAACCGCCACCCUUUUCAAUCACUCAUUUUUCCAUCUUUCCUCUCCUCUUCGCUAUCUUUCAUCCUAUCUAUUAUCAGAAAAUAAACUUCGAUCCUGCCAACAUCGAGGGAAACAUUAUUUUUUCCUUCGACUCGUUAUUCAAGAAAAUUGUUCACAUGGUUCAAUAUACAUUUUUCUUCGCAGUGCGUUUCUUAUUGUUCCGCUAAAAAUUCCAAUUUAAUUUCGUUGCGUGUAAAUAAUACCACGACAAAGGUAUAUAUAGGUUGAUGUACAAUUGCGCAGUAUACGGAGCCCUAAAAUAAGUCGUAGAGCGACGGUGUAAUUACAAGGGACAAUGUCACCCGUAAACAACCCAAUAAUCCAGACCCUUCGAAGGACAAACUGUCGCUUCAAUUUUCCCCGAAAAAGGAAAAAGGCAAUAUAAAGGCGCGUGAAAGGACAAGGGUGUGUUCAGGAGAAAAGAAAGAGGCCCAGGAGUCAGGGCAAGAAAGGCAGAAUGAAAGAGCGCAGGCCUCGACCUCCACCGCGUCGUUUGGAAGUUGCCGAGGGUGGUCGGUCGACGGAGGAGUCACGCAAGGGCGAACCGAGACCCGAGUGGCCAGCUUGGGGAACCACCGAUUGUUUCCUUGGCAAAUCAGUCAGUCUGCAGAAUGAGGUGUUCCGCGUGGUUGCUUUUCGCCUUCUUCCCGCUAUUGUUCACCGGGAUACCGGUCACCAGCUCGCAGAGGACCCACGCGAGGCAGGGUGCGGGUCGCGAGCAACCCGUCGUCAAGAUACCGGAUCAAGGAUCGGUGGCUGGUAAAGAGGUGUCCCUAGGUCCCACGCAAAGAGUGAUACAAUAUUUGGGAAUACCGUACGCACUAGCACCCUUGGGAAAAUUACGCUUCUCCGCGCCUGUUACCGAACCCCUGCCAUCGUGGAACGGCGUACGAAAUGCAACGCAAUUCGCAGCAUCUUGUCAGCAAUUGACAAAUCGGCUAAAACUUCACGAAAAGCACUACAAGAGAUUGUUACCACCGGAUCAACCCGAUCCAGGGGUCAACGAGGACUGUCUCUAUUUGAACAUCUUCGCGCCGGAUGGAAAUAAACCAGACGAAGGAUGGCCGGUCAUGGUGUGGUUCCAUGGUGGUGAUUUCAACACUGGUACGCCAGCAAUCUGGGACGCUUCUAUUUUCGUCAACAAACAUAAAGUGAUAAUAGUGACAGUAGCGUAUCGUCUGAACAUCCUCGGUUUCUUCACGACCACCGACGCGGAGGCUCCAGGAAACUACGGCAUGCUCGAUCAGAUAGCUUCUCUCGAUUGGAUCCAGAAGAAGAUCCAACACUUUGGCGGUUCUCCGUCCAACGUGGUUAUUUCUGGUCACGAUUCCGGCGCCAUCAGCGUAGGUCUCCACUUGAUCAGCCCUCUGAGCAGAGGCAAGUUCUCCAAGGCUAUCGCGAUGAGCGGUGACGCUUUGAGCUCCGUCCGUUCUCCUAAAACCGAGUUGACCGUCGUUGAUGUAAUCGCGGAGAAGUUUGGCUGUUAUCGACGUCCAACGUCCGCGUUGAUGGAAUGCCUACGUCGGGUGGACGUGAACAUUCUGGUCCGCGAGUCUUCCGACAUCGAAACUUGGGGUCCCAUCGUCGAUUACGAGACCAACAACUCCACCGAUCCGCUUCUUCCGGCUGAUCCCGUCGACAUAAUUGACGCUGGCAACUUGAAUUCCGUUCCAUUGUUGGCCGGCUACACGAGCAAAGAGUACGCGCUGACCUAUAUCGAUACCCUGGACAAAGGAAACGUCGAAGGGAAACUGUCGUUCGACAGCUUCGAAACGAUGAUCAGCAAUGAUUUCAUGUCGUUGGUCCAGGGCCCGGAAGACAACAGCACGUGUACGCUGAAGCCAGAAAUGGUCACCGAGGCGGUGUUGUUCUUUUACAAACCCCAUCCACGGAGCAAGGACCAAGCUGUGCUACGCGACAGAUACCUGGACCUGCAAAUCGACAAGAAUAUCGCGGCUGGGAUGACUUUGCUCGCUGGUAAAGUGGCCAAAGAGAAGCUGGCGUUCGUUUACAGGUUCGACUACAGAUCCAAAACACCGUCUGUGAUCAAGGACGUGCCAGAAUGGGCCGGUGUACCUCAUAUGUUCGAGUUGCCAUUCGUAUGGGGACUUCCUUCGUUGCCUAACAGUCAUAUCCAAUGGAACUCAUUCGAUAAGAAGAUGUCCGACGUGAUGAUGACCAUGUUGGCCAGCUUCGUCAAAACUGGUAAUCCCUCGAUGAGCACCGUCAAGUGGGAACCGUACACCGAAGAAGAUCCUGGGAUUUUGAUAAUCGACAAGAACAUCGUCAUGGCAGAUUCCAAUGCGGUCGAUUACAAAGCUCUUGCUUUCUGGAACGAAUAUUAUCCGAUGGUUCUGGAAGAGGCCACAAAUAAUUGUUGUAACGUAACCAGUGGCACAAUCGCGUUCAGAAAAACUUCUUAUAACGUUGCUUUCAGUAUGAUUUGGCUCGUGGCGACGUUAGGGUUCCUUGAACUGUAGUCGAUCGCUGAUGAGAUUGUUUCUUUGGAUCUGCUCGAGGAGUAGUAGUAUGCUUGAAUGUAUCGGUGAUUGGCUGAGAGACAUUUUUCGUAGACGUCCUUUCGAUGCUGAUUACGUUCGGUCACGCAGUAGAUUAGCCACAUGUACACGGUACAAACGAUUGUUUCCUUUUUUUUUUAUUUAAAUUCAAGUCGUUGAUCGUAUCGUUAGUAGCCUCGUUAGAUUUUUCGUGGAGUAAUUAGAACUUGGUUCUAAUGUUUUAAAAAAUUGCACGAAAGUGGACCACCUCUCGACAACACACAAAGAGAUUGAAACGCGCCGAUGCACCAGCAUCGUUCACGCUAUGUUCUAUGUGAAAAAGAAAGAAAAGAAAGAAAAAAAAGAGGCAAGAUAUUUUUAGUUAAUCGCGAAGACAAUUGAAACGCUUAGAGAGAUAGCGAUGAGCGUUGUAAGUCCAAGAAAUUUCGAUCAAUUUCUAGAUCGUAGAUCCGAGGGAUCUUACCAAAGAUAAAAGUAAUUAAUAUUCUUUGAUCCUUGAUAAAAUCAACUUCAAUUUCAACUUGAACUUACAUCCCUCGUCGUCCUUCGAAUCGUAUCGACAAUGGGAGAAAAAGAUAGGCGUCGAGGUUUAAGUAGCAAAAAGGAGGAGAACCAGAGCCUGGGCUUAUUUUUUUCAUUGUUCAUUUUUUUUCUUUUUUCUUAACAUUCACUGAGAGAUUUUUUUAUUAUUUGCUUUAAUACGGAGAGAUAUAGAAAAAACAUAUAUUGUUCGAGAAACAAACGGUUGAUAUAACUUAUGAAUAUUUUGAUGCUUCGAUAAUAAUUAAUAAUAAUAAUAAUAGUAAUUAAUAAUCAUUCGUGUGUGUACGUGGGUCCUGUUUUGUGUGUAUCCGUUUACAUGUGUGUGAAUGUAGUAUGUGUGUACCGUCUAUGUAUAAUUAUUAUAUUAUAUAUAAGAGAGAGGUGCGCGGCGGGCAAUGCAUGGGGGCUGGUGGCCUGCGCACGCGCACAUCCAAACAUUUUUUCUUUUUCUUUUUGCUUUUUCAUCCUUUUCUCCUAAUACAUAUACACACAUAUAUAAAUAUAUAUUAU
Osmia bicornis bicornis is the source of this 4399-nucleotide messenger RNA. Its product is annotated as pyrethroid hydrolase Ces2e-like. Gene Ontology annotation, molecular function: signaling receptor activity; neurexin family protein binding. Gene Ontology annotation, biological process: modulation of chemical synaptic transmission; neuron cell-cell adhesion; postsynaptic membrane assembly. The coding region runs from base 1439 to 3307 and encodes 622 amino acids. Gene Ontology annotation, cellular component: synapse; postsynaptic membrane; cell surface. Lineage: Eukaryota; Metazoa; Arthropoda; Insecta; Hymenoptera; Megachilidae. The transcript has 4 exons. The record is from RefSeq and is a predicted model, not a curated record.